Messenger RNA from Gadus macrocephalus (Pacific cod), 3393 nucleotides. RefSeq names its product actin filament-associated protein 1-like 2. Gene Ontology annotation, cellular component: cytosol. Gene Ontology annotation, biological process: regulation of mitotic cell cycle; positive regulation of interleukin-8 production; regulation of interleukin-6 production. Bases 510 to 2306 code for a protein of 598 amino acids. Gene Ontology annotation, molecular function: SH2 domain binding; SH3 domain binding. NCBI's taxonomy places the organism in Eukaryota, Metazoa, Chordata, Actinopteri, Gadiformes, Gadidae. The transcript has 17 exons. The record is from RefSeq and is a predicted model, not a curated record.
GCUACAUGUCUGCUGUCAUCCAAUCUCGUGUUAAAGGCACUUGAUUCAUGACCUUUCUAAAUUAGACUUAUUGAUUUGUAAUGGGUCUGUGGGUCCAAUAUUAUUUGUUUAUCAAGCGGAGUGAACAACUUUAGUAACAACAAUGACGUAAAUAAUAAACGAUUGACAAAAAUAAUUGUCCGGUCAAUAUUUUUUUCAAAACAUGUUUAUGUUUCGUGAUGUUUAUCUGUGUCACUCAAACACUCUGACACCGCCCCCUGAGGGGCGGGCCUCCCACCGGUUACUCUGCGGUAGGUUUAGAGCUCAUUAGGUCCAGAUCUUGUGAUGUUUCGAAACAGAUUCAUAGUUAUUUGUUCUUCAUGAUUACUAUCCGGCUUAUGGACUCGGAAUACGGAAGAUUUGUGAAUGAAUGAUAGGCCAUUUGAAAAGGUUUUUUUUAUUUCCCGGAUGAGACACGGCUCAGAGUAAUGGAAUAAAUUCUAUCGGGGAAACCUUGACCUCCACCCGCGAUGGACAAACAGAAAGUUCUGUCUCGGCUGAUCCAGGAGCUGCAGUCCUUCCUGUGUGUUCUGGACACAGAGACCCUCAGUUACAUCGCUCAGACCCAGAAGAAAUCACUUUCAGAACUCUUGGCAAUACUACACACUGCAGACACUCCUGUGGAAGAUGCUGAAUACAUGUUUAUGAGCUGUCCAUCAUUAUCGCCUAGCAAGACGCAUACUGACACAUCUUUGGCAGAGGUACAUCUCCUGUCUAAGCAGGAAACUCAGAGGGAGUCUGCAUACAUACAAUCAAGGUCAUUGAAUGGGGGCGUAGCUGUACCCUGCCCAGGGAGUCUGGCGGGAGUCAUCAACCAUGAUGAUGAGGAGGAGGAAGAAGAGGAUGACGAAGAAGACAACUACGAAGAAGCAGAGCCUUAUUUACCUGAACUAACCUGCAAUAACAAAGAGAAGGCGGAGACUGAGAGCAGCCACUAUGAGUUGUAUGGGGAGGAGGGGGAGGAGCAAGUGAAGGACAGGGCUCACUACAUCCAACGGACAGCCUCUCAGCCCUGCCUAAGGUCCGCCCCGGAGUCCCGCCUCUGUGGCUAUCUGUGGAGGAAGAGGUGGCUGGGCCAGUGGAGCAAGCAGCUGUUUGUCAUUAGGAACGACGCCCUAUUGUGUUACCGGAGUGCUAAGGAUCUGUUGCCCCAGCUGGAGAUGGGUCUGCCGGGUUGUCAGGUGCUAUACCGGCCCCGGACCAGCAGGGGGCUCCAGCACGAGCUCCGGGUGUCGGAUGCGACCCAGACACUGGUCCUGGGACUCAACGACCCCCAGGAGGCAUCAGAUUGGAAAAGGGUCAUGGAAGACAUCAGCCGUGGGGGUGUAGAAACAUUGAGCUGCUCCUCCCAUGUCCAGUCAGACCGAACCCCUUCAUACAGAUACAGCCCAGCUCUGCAAAGGGAUGAAGAAGACGAUGAACCUCCGGACAACUACAGCAACAAAGGCUUCCUCAAUGUGCUGAUGAACUACCAAUGGCAAAGCUUGCUGUGCCAGGUGGAGGUGGGGCUCCUGAAGAUGUUCGGCGACGAGGAGGGGCCGUCUGACGAGGGCGACCGCCCGCCCCAGUACACCCUGCCGCUACGAGGGGCAGACGUCCUCCCUGGGCCUGCCACUGAGCAAUCCUACCGCAUCUAUCUCAGCCUACAUGGGCUUCAGAUGGCCGUGUUGGAGGCCAGCUGCUUGGACGACAAACAGCGAUGGCUUCAGCUGCUCAGGGAAGAAGCUUACCAUCAGAAUCCAUCUUGUGGCAAGGAUGGAGAACCAGACAAUACAGGUGUAGCCCUCAGUGGCCUGCAGACCAGGCGAUUUCCCACCCCCAACAUGUACAUGGACGACCUGUUCUGCCUCAACGAUACCACCCGCUCCCAGCCCAUCUACUCCAACACCUCCAGACUGCGCUACACGGAUGGGGUGCAGGAGUGCUUAUUUCUCGGGGACACAGUGACCUACAGCAACACAGGCUUUGCCAGCCAUAACAGGGUCUUGGAGGUGAAUCGAAACAUCCAGAAGCUGGAGCUGACGGGGUCCAGGAGGGCAGGUUCGGAGCUGAACCUGUCAACCGCCGGGAAGCAAAACAAACGCACCUCUUUCAGACAGUCUCUGACCAUUUGCAGCGAGCGAGCUCAGGCUGGCUUUUUAAGGCCUCUGCUGCGCCGCACGGCUUCAGCCAAGACCUCGUUGAAAAGAGUUCCCUCUGCGCUGUUCAUCCAGCAGGGCAAGGCCUUGCCCCGCCGACAGGAAUGCGAGCACAAGGCUACUGCUUGAUACAACUGUCCUUCAGACGCACAAACACACACUCACAUGUGAAGGAUUUACGAUUGAUUUAACUUAUGAAUUAUCAAUGAAUUCACUUGUCAUAAGGACUUAUAACAAUAACAAAAAUCUGUUCAAAAUAAUCGAACACUGUGUGCAUCUCCUUGCAAUAUGUUGCAGAGAUAACGAAGAAAGUAUCACAAUAUCACAAUAUAAAUGACAUCUUGCUAGUGAUAAGUGAAUAUGGAUUUUAUUUUCUUAUACCUGCCUACCUUGAUGAUAUGAGACUAAAUGAAAUCCUCUGAACUUCCUAUAUAACAGAUGUAUUUCCAUUUAAUAGCAUCUGUCUAUCUUCACUUUUUUUCAGACUAAAAUAAUGUAUCUUUCUAAAAAAAAACAAGACCAAUUUUUUUAAUAGAAUAAACUGUUAAAAGAAGCAGUUUCCAUCACAGUUUCCAUCAUUAAGGCCUGGUCUACUUUGAAGGUAACAGUAGGCUGGAGGCACUGCCACUAUUCUCCAGUUGAAAUCUGACAAAUGUAUGAUCCUUUAAUCUCCACCGUCAUAAUAACCAUUUUCACUUUUAAAUGUCUUUUGUUUUCUAUUGUUUACUUAAACACUUCUUAUUUUAACAAAUCUACAAAUAUCCAAUGUUAUAUGUAUUUUCUGUGAUCAUUUGUGUAUAUUUGUUCACGAGGGAAAGAGAUAGCAGUAAGACACAUAAAUCGACACACGCCAUAAAGGCAAAUAAAGCAAAGCACAAAGACAGCAGGGCAGCCAAAGCUCACAACAUGACUGUCGAAAUGAAUGUAUUGAAUGCAAAAAAUAAUUGAUGACAGUGUGUGUGUGUGUGUGUGUGUGUGCGCGCGUGCGGAUAUGUGAGUAAGUGUGUGUGCGUGUGAGUGUCUGUGUGUUGUUCAUUAUAAAUUUAAUUGAUCAUUUUUAAAGCAGUUACUAAAAACUUUAACUCCACUCAUUCUCACUGUGGGGUUCCAACUGUGUUCACAGAAACGUUUGUGUUAUCUCACAACUCUUAAUUGUACCUUUGUGAUUUAUGUCUAUUAUAAUAAAAUGAUUGUAAUCAAAUUGAUUAAAAUGAAA